UUUAGGUCGCGUAAAUAUUCUUCAAAUAACUAUCGAGAUAUAUAGAAUUGCGUAUAUAUCCUGAUAGGAUGAUGGACAACAAAGUGUAGAUCAGUAUCAGCUAUAUAUUUUAGCCACUGUGUGUAUAGUAUUAACAACAAUUCCACGCAAUGAGUUUAUUCUUGUCCAAAAUGAGUACUGUGUGUUGUCUUUCAAUACAACCGAAUAAAAUCGUGCGUAUUACAAAACACAACUUUCUUCUUGAAACUUGACUUGUUUAGAAAUGAACUCGAUUCAACGUCCUUUCUACUGCUCUAAUACUAUCCAACACUGCCGCUCUUAUACUGCUGUCUAUUUCACAUAUAACGCGAGUUUAUACACUAGAGAGAGAGAGAGAAGAUACAUAGAGACAAAAAGAUAUAUUGGGAGAAAAUGAUAUAGAGAAAGAAAAGGAUACAGGGAACGAUUACGUAUUGUUCGGUGGGUGAUUAUGUGUCGUCAUAUACAAGGAUGUCCAUUAGUUCUAUGGCUAUUGAGCGGACCUCCAGUGGUUCAUAUAAUCCCUAUCUAAUCUCGUCCUUUAUGAGGGACGUACUUCUUGGCACACAAACAUAUUCUAGAAGUAAGAAAUGCUCUAUUUAAGUGAACGAAAAAGAUUCUAGCAAAAAUAUAUUUUGAUCAUAGGAAAAUAAUACAACGCGUAUAAUAAGCUCAUAUAAGAAAUAAAUCGUUAUAUAAUUAUUAUAUGUUUGCCUGUUCAUAGAAAAUAUAGACUCGCAUGUCUCAAAAACCAAGCAAAAGAUAAAUGUCUAUAGAACUAUUUUGAUGAAAAAAAUCUCAUUUUAAACAUUAACAAGACACUAUGAUAUAAUUGCAAAAAAGAGCAUUAGAGAGAGAGAACGAUAUGCUAUAUUCUUUCUAUAGGAUAAUCUUCCAGUAUAGAAAAAACUUAUUCUGAGGAAUUUCUAGAAAAAAAGAAUGAUCUAUCCAAAGAAUUUUACUCGAUAUUUUCGAAAUUAUUUCAUAUACUAGCUAUACUCGAGACACAGAGAGAGAGAGAGAGAUCUUUUAUUCUUAUGUUUUCUCUUCUAGUUAAUAUUCCUGCUAAUGCCACAUGGGCACAGAACGGUGUGAUUAUUGCUGGAGGUAACGGGUAUGGGAAUGCCACUAAUCAACUCAAGGAGCCUUUUGGUCUGUUCGUUGAUAAUGAUCAAACAGUGGUUAUUGCUGACUACGGGAAUUAUCGUAUCAUGCAAUGGAAGAACGGUGAUACAACGAAUGGGGAAAUUGUUGCUGGUGAGACGGAUAGUCUCAUUAUUUGUGAUCGAUGGAAUCGACGAGUUGUACGAUGGUUUCGUCGUAGUGGUACAACACAAGGUGAAAUACUCAUCGAUAACAUCCAAUGUUAUGGAGUCGCGAUGGAUGAACAGAGAUAUCUCUACGUUUCUGACGACGAAAUACAUGAAGUAAGACGAUAUCAAUUUGGUGAGAAGAAUGGCACUCUCGUAGCUGGUGGCAAUGGACAAGGUGAUGGCCUCAAUCAACUCAACGUGCCGGCAUAUCUCUUUCUUGAUCGACAACAGAAUGUCUACGUAUCAGACUACAACAAUAAUCGUGUAAUGAAAUGGAAUAAAGGUGCAACAGAAGGUAUUGUGGUCGCUGGAGGACAAGGUGAAGGGAAUGAUCUAACACAAUUGUCUCGUCCUAAUGGACUCUUCGUUGAUACAUUGGGUACACUCUAUGUAGCAGACUCGCGAAAUCACCGUGUAAUGCGUUGGACUCAAGGAGACAAGAAACAAAUCACUGUCAUUGUGGGUGGAAAUGGUCAAGGAGCAGGAGCAAAUCAGUUCAACGGCCCCUGUGGUUUGUCUUUUGAUCGACAAGGUAAUCUCUAUGUCGCCGAUUAUGGUAAUACUCGUGUUCAACGAUUUUUUAUCGAAUAA
Messenger RNA from Rotaria socialis, 1922 nucleotides. NCBI's taxonomy places the organism in Eukaryota, Metazoa, Rotifera, Eurotatoria, Philodinida, Philodinidae. The record is from the annotation of a GenBank genome assembly.